CAUGAUCACGUCACUUUAACCGCUCUCUUCUCUUCUCCUCUCCUUUCUCGCUCACUCGCUCAGUCGCGCACAGGGAGAGAACCUCGUUUCGUUCUUCCGGGAUCUCUGCAUCCAUGGCAGCCGCCGACGCGUCCUCCCCUACGCAGAGGAUAUUCCGCCGCCUGAUCUCGCCCACCAAGUCCGACGCCAAGCCGUCGCCGCUCUCCUUCUCCGCCGCCAGGGGAACCAGGUCCUUCGCGUGCGGCUUCAUCCUCACCUUCGUCGCCUGCACCUUCCUCUUCGUCCUCAACCCGACCACUCGCUUCUCCUCCUCCUCCCCCUGGCUUCCCAACCUCUUCGCCGCCUCCUCCUACAGAUCUCACUUCUUCUCCAUGCUCUCUCGCUUCGGCCGUAAUCCCUCCGAAUCCGCCUCCCUCUCGCUCCCUCCCUCGCCUCCGCGUCCUCGUCUUCCUGGAGACCUCGCCGUUUCUCGGGGCGGCGAAGAAGCGGCUGCUUCGCGUUCGGACCGGAGGGACGAUCGAAGGAGGAGCGGGAUUGGCGCCGCGAAGACGGCGAGCGAAGCGGCAUUGGGGUCGAGAGAGGAUGGUGGAGAUGUGAAUGGGGAGAGUCCAUCGAGGAGGAAGAAGAAGAAGAAGAGGAUGGAGAAUUGGCCACAGCCGGUGAAGAAGUGCGAUGUGUACGCGGGGAGAUGGGUGAGGGACGAGUCUUAUCCGCUUUACUCGCCUGGUUCCUGCCCUCACAUCGACGAGCCUUUCAACUGUUUUCUGAAUGGGAGGCGUGAUUCUGGAUAUCUCAAGUACCGAUGGCAACCGCACGAUUGCAACAUCCCCAGGUUGAGCGGUCGGGAAAUGUUGAAAUUAUUAAGGGGAAAGCGUCUUGUGUUCGUCGGCGAUUCUCUCAAUAGGAAUAUGUGGGAAUCUCUUGUUUGUAUUCUUAGAAACUCAGUUGAGGACAAGAGCAGAGUCUUUGAGGCUUCUGGAAGGGAAGAGUUCCGAACUGAGGGCUAUUACUCGUUUAUAUUUCAGGAUUACAAUUGCUCUGUGGAGUUCUUUCAAUCACCGUUCUUGGUGCAAGUAUGGGAAAUGCCUAUGGCGAAUGGAUCAAAGAGGGAGACACUUCGGCUAGAUGUUGUCGAGGGAUCCUCUGAUAAGUACAAGAAUGCAGACAUCCUUGUUUUCAACACCGGGCAUUGGUGGACUCAUGAGAAAACUUCCAAGGGAAAGGAUUAUUAUCAGGAAGGCAGUCAUAUCUACAGCCAAUUGCACGUGAAAGAGGCAUUUCGGAAAGCAUUGACAACUUGGGGAAGAUGGAUAGACUCCAACAUAGACCCAAAUAAAACGCUUGUUUUCUUCAGGGGCUAUUCUUUUGGCCACUUUAGAGGAGGACGCUGGAAUUCCGGCGGGCGAUGUGACAAAGAGACCGAUCCAUACAAGGAAGAGACAUACUUAUUCAAGUAUCCUCGAAAGAUGAGAAUCCUUGAAUAUGUGAUAAAGGGUAUGAAGACACCAGUCUUCUAUCUCAAUGUAACAAGGAUUACUGGUUUGCGAAAGGAUGCACACCCGUCAAUAUACAGGAAGCAGAAUUUAACAGAAGAGGAAAGGAGAUCACCAGUACGAUACCAGGAUUGUAGCCAUUGGUGCCUGCCUGGCGUUCCCGAUACUUGGAAUGAGCUCCUGUACAGUCAGAUUCUUAUUAGGGAAACAGAAAAGUGGCAAACGAACAGCUGAGGGAAAUAGUAUAGAUAAAGGAAAACAAUGGUCUCGCUGCCUUCGUGGUUACACCAAAUAACUGACUUACCGUUUAUAGCUUGCUUCCACGAACUGGAUGACAGGACCAUUCACCGUGCCGCCCGAGCUCUUCUGUUGGAUGAAGAAGAUCUGUUUUUGAAGGGAAGGGACAGAAAAGGCACGUGGUCCCUGAACACUUGCUUCGUUUACUAUACCACGUCACCCCGUUUUCACACUGGUAAAAGGGUGAUGAAGAUGGGAUAAGAUUUCAGACCUGCUAGUUGUGAUUGUUGAGGUGCGGGAAAAUUUCUUCCUAACUGUUUGUUCGUUCUGUAUAUUGCCCCUUCAAUCGUGAAAAGGCAUUUAAAUGCCCUUGAAUGAUUGGUUGAGCAACUGUAUGCAGACUUGAGUUUUGUUAUCAAUGUACCCAUUUGGU
Messenger RNA from Rhodamnia argentea, 2163 nucleotides. Its product is annotated as protein trichome birefringence-like 1. Bases 114 to 1727 code for a protein of 537 amino acids. Gene Ontology annotation, molecular function: O-acetyltransferase activity. The record is from RefSeq and is a predicted model, not a curated record. NCBI's taxonomy places the organism in Eukaryota, Viridiplantae, Streptophyta, Magnoliopsida, Myrtales, Myrtaceae. The transcript has 5 exons. Gene Ontology annotation, cellular component: Golgi apparatus.